This is a messenger RNA of Salmo salar (Atlantic salmon), 2436 nucleotides long. RefSeq names its product germ cell-less protein-like 1. NCBI's taxonomy places the organism in Eukaryota, Metazoa, Chordata, Actinopteri, Salmoniformes, Salmonidae. Gene Ontology annotation, molecular function: protein binding. The record is from RefSeq and is a predicted model, not a curated record. Gene Ontology annotation, biological process: germ cell development.
GCAUAUCGCCACUAUUACAGUAGAUGGCAAUAAUGCGCAGAAGCACAUUCUAGUUAGCACGCUAGAAGACAUGGACCUAGCUAGCCUGUGGACUCUAAUCUGCAUUGUUGCAUGAAAAAUUGAAAGACAACUUGGAAUGUGUUCUUGAGAUAUCCUUUGAAACAUUCAUCAUGAUGCUCUAGCUAUUGGUAGAUCGUAUUUGGCCCGAUUAGCGUUAUCGCCGUAAUAUCUUCUUGUCUUUGUUCAAUACUUUUAAACGCAACAUAGCUGAUAGGCUUGUUUACUUCUAGUAACUUGUCACAAUUGAUCUGGCUAGCAAACUAGACCACCUAAUUGACAACACAAUUUGCUAGCCGACGAGUUAGCCUUGUGCGUUGUAGAUACAUCAGUGUGCAGGGGAGAGAUGGGCACCCAGGGCAGCCGGUUACAGGCCUCGUCCCAGGAUCCUGAGGAAGCAGUUGAGACUACAUGUGCCAGUGGCAAGCAUGGAUGUGAAUGCAGAAAGAGGAAACGGACUGCACACUGUGACUGCGACAGUGAGCCUGAUGAGGAAGAUGCCUUAUUGGACACACCACGGAGGUGAGAAGAGUCACACACAUCACACUGGAAAUACACACAAUUUCAUAAACCAACAGACACAGCAGGCCGGAGUAAGAGACAAACGCACUUACAGGAAGAAGCUGAAAAGCACAUCUAAGUACAUCUAUCAGACCUUGUUCCUGAACGGGGAGAACAGUGACAUCCGCAUCUGUGCCCUGGGGCAGGAGUGGAACCUGCACAAAGUGUACCUGUGCCAGUCAGGGUAUUUCUCCAGCAUGUUCAGUGGCUCCUGGAAGGAGUCCAACAUGAUGGUCAUACCGUUAGAGAUCCCAGACCAGAACAUCGACACAGAGGCUCUGCAGGUAGUGUUUGGAUCUCUGUACCGGGAUGAUGUUCUGAUCAAGCCCAGCAGUGUCGUCAGUAUCCUAGCAGCAGCUUGUAUGCUCCAACUGGAUGGUCUGAUCCAGCAGUGUGGUGAGACCAUGAAGGAGAACGUUGGUGCCAAGACUGUGUGUGUCUACUACUCCUCUGCCAGCAUCUACGGCCUUGACUCUGUCAUGAAGAAGUGUCUGGAAUGGCUCCUCAAUAACCUCAUGACCCAUCAGAAUGUUGACCUCAUGAAGGAGCUGGGAGUGGAUGUGAUCGAACUGCUGAUCCAGUCGUCUGACCUAUUCGUCAUGCAGGUGGAGAUGGACGUCUACACCGCUCUGAAAAAGUGGAUGUUCCUGCAGCUCAAUCCAUCCUGGGACGGUCCCAUCAAGCAGCUGCUGGCUGAUGCCGACGCCUGGCUUUGCAAACGCAGAACUGAGAUGGGAGAGGAGGAGCCCUUCUUAAAAGCAGAGGACGGCGCCCCUUUUACUCCUGUCUUCAGACAUGUGCGCCUUCAAUACAUCAUCAAUGACUUGGCUUCCGCACGCAUCCUGGAGAGAGACAACAUUCUCCCACCCGAUUGGCUGACCUCCGUGUACAAGAGCCAGUGGUUUGCCAUGCUACGGACGGAGCACGACAAUGACAAUGGCCCACAGGAUGCCAACAAGGAGGAGUUUCAGUCAGGUAGCAUGCGAUGUGGUAGGAAACUGACCAAAGAUGGUGAUUACUGUUGGCGUUGGACAGGCUUCAACUUUGGCUUUGACCUGCUGGUGACCUACACCAACCGCUUCAUAGUGUUCAAGAGGAAUACACUGAGCCAGCCAUGUGGGGGAGCUGUGAGUCUGCAGCCUCGGAGGCAUCUAGCAUACAGGUUACGCCUGGCCUCCUUUGAUAACAGUGGUAAGCUGGUGUGUAGUCGAUCCACUGGUUACCAGCUACUCACCCUGGAGAAAGACCAGGUCAGUCCAGGCCCCCAGUAUCCAGUCUGGAGCAUGAAGUCACAAGCUCUGCCGGAGUAUGUGGUGAUGAACCUGGACAGUCGGCUCCUGUCCUUCCCCCUCUACGUGUGCUGUAACUUCCAGUACACAUCUCCUCAUAUGGACCGCCGUCCUGAUGCCCCUGAACCAGAGAGCAGCGCCCGCAGUGUACCCUGAUGCCAGCUCCACACCCUCAGCCCAGUUCCCUUACCACUCCCCUUUAUAACAUAGGCUAAUCCUAUCCUUGCCCCACACCCGCAUCCUCCAUGGCCCCUCUCUGACAUCCUGGCCUCAAGCUGUGGCCCACAGCUUCUACCCCCCAAACACAACCCUGGCAUCUGCAUGCUCUAUAGCCCAGUCUAGUGUGUUUUGGAUACAUUGUUAGUUUUAAAAAUAUAUAUUUUUCAUUCUUCAGCUUUCUUUUUUAUAACAUUCAUGAUUUUUAGGCUUUUUUUGUAUUAUUUAUUUUACUUUUUUUUUAAGAAAAAGUGUGAGAAAAAAACCCAACCUGACAAUAAAUUGUCCACACCAGUGGGCUGUGGUGCUAUCA